Messenger RNA from Fimicolochytrium jonesii, 956 nucleotides. Its product is annotated as N-terminal domain of NEFA-interacting nuclear protein NIP30-domain-containing protein. The transcript is spliced from 6 exons. Lineage: Eukaryota; Fungi; Chytridiomycota; Chytridiomycetes; Spizellomycetales; Powellomycetaceae. Gene Ontology annotation, cellular component: nucleus. Bases 185 to 865 code for a protein of 226 amino acids. The record is from RefSeq and is a predicted model, not a curated record.
GCAAAGAGAUAAUAACUUACUAUACAUAUGUAUAUCACAUCGGUACGUCCCUGCUGUUGCAAGCGCAACGGAGAAUAGGACGCGUCUGCUAAAGUCCGGUUUUUGAACUUCUUGCGUUCGUCAGAAACUCGCAAAGAAAGGCGGACCCGUAGCACAUCUGCAACAAUCGAGUAAGAAAGCAGAGAUGGGUGACUUCAGCACGAAGAAUGAAGCCGCCGGUGCGAUGAUGGGGAAGUUCGUCAGCGCCUCAGAGAUAGAGUCUGCGCGGAAUGAGCGAGAACAGGAAGCAAAGGCUGAAGGCAGAGAGGUUGACGAUAUUCCUUAUGACCCACGGCCACUGUAUGAACGCCUGGCUGAGAAGAAGCGUAUAGAGGAAGAAGAAUUUGCGGAGAAGAUGAAGUUUGGUAACCUCGUGAGGAGACUUGAUGAAGACGAAUACCAGUUUCUCUCAAACUACUCGGACGAGACCGCAAAGAAGGACCACGAGAUUGCACAGGAAACACGGCGGGAGCUGGACGCGUUCCGGAAAGCAGUGGCAGAAGCACAACCACCGAUGGAUGUCAAAGCAGCCGCCGCGCGGACAACAGCAGCAGAUCCCACGCAAAAGAAGCCACCUGCUGCACAGGAUUUUCAGAGGAAUCUGUUGAAGGGUGUGAUGGUCAGAAAACGGAAGUCGGAGGAUUUGGUGGUUCCAUUGGGGAAGAAGGCGAGAACGGAUGGGGAUGCAUCGAAAUCACCGAAGGCGGCGACUGCGGCCACCAAAAUUACCAGGGUGCCAGAUACCAAACCAGCACCGGCUGCACCCGCAAACCCAUUAGGGCUGUUCUCAUCCUAUGCCAGUGACGACGACAGUGAUAGCAGUUGAGGCCCCUUUUCCCGGUGUAUAUGGCGGAUUCGAACGAGCCAUGCAUAGAUGCGAGAUUCCAUGGUGUAUAUGAACAGUAGAUUGCAUAUUU